Molecule: messenger RNA, 3063 nt
Organism: Lachancea fermentati
Lineage: Eukaryota; Fungi; Ascomycota; Saccharomycetes; Saccharomycetales; Saccharomycetaceae
Source: the annotation of a GenBank genome assembly
AUGUUUAAGAAACCAAUCAAAACGAAUGUGCAAUCUCUAACAAAUAGAAAUACUUUUGUUUCCUGUCAACUUGAUGGAAAAGGCAGCCACAGCAUCUUCAUCGCAAAAGAAAACAUUAUUUACCGAUAUGGUCUUAAUCAGCUCGACGGGGCGCCUCAUCAGAUAUCAAGCAAAGAUAGCAUUAUGGGUUUAAAAUUGUUUGGUGAUAUGUGCCUUGGAUCCCAACACUUGUUUGUAAUUACAGAAAACAGUCAAUUGGAGAUCUAUCGAGUCAUCGAUUCUAUGACAAUCUCGACGAAGGUCAUUCAAAACCUCAACGUCAGAUGCUUACAGAAAAUUGAAAUCUUUCUCGAUCAAGAAGAAACAGAAAUUUAUGUGGUGGGUAACCGUUCACUCGUCUACUUGAUCAAGAUGGAAGACGCUUUGUCAUCUUCGUUUUCCUGCCAUGCCAGUCUAAUUUACGCAUCAGAAUAUGAAUUAAUUGGGAGCGGUACUCUGACGGCUACAAAUGAUGCAAAAAAUGAGCUUUUCUACGUUUUGGAGAUUAGCAUGGCCAUUAAUAGAUUAUAUUUCUCAAAAUUUCGUAUGAAUCAGAAACAAUCAAAAGGAUCGGCGGGCCUUCAGCUCUACAAAAAAGACUCCUAUCAAAUGACGCACUUGGAUUUUCCAGCUGUUAUAAUUUUUGUUUGUGAGAAUCAGAGAGUCAUUGCGAUAUCUGAAAAUCAAACGGUUUGUUUUCAAUCUAAUGUUUUGGCACUAAAGAACCACGGUAUCCAUGAGAUUUUGGGAAGAAAGCUUGGCUGCAAACUCUUACCGGAGGCAAGUUACAUAUACAACAGAGAUCGAAUUUUCUUAAGCCUUUAUACAAAUGCAGGUGACAUUUUGGAGGCCGUUGUGGAUCUUGAGAAGCAACAGAAAGUGCUAAAAUGGACAUUAAAAAAAUACGAGACCAUUGAGUGGCCUAUAGGUACAAUUGAGUACUUUAAAAGAUUGAUGAACCAUGUUUUCGUUGUUGUUUCAAAAAUGGAGGGAGUGUCAAUCAUCAAUAUGAAAAAUGGGAAGGUGCUUCAAUCUCUCCCUUAUGAAAACAAGCUUUAUUUUGAUUCGCACAAUAUUCGAUGCAUAGAGGGAAACAUGCUUGAGCUAGCUACAUGUGGAGGCUUUUCUAAGACACUUGGAUUUGUUGAAACCUGGAAAUUAAAGCUUCCAUCGUCCUCAAUAAAGGUUCUUAAAUAUUUUGAUCCCCGUUGCACGGUACUUCAGAAUUUUUGGACUGUACGCGGGACGGUUUUUUGGUAUAAUGGUGAGCUUUAUAACGAGUCCCGUAUGAUUACCAAUCAAAGUGUUGUUCACGUCACGCAGUGGGGCUCUGUGCUAGCUCUUGAUAGAAUUCUUUGUGGUUGUGAAAUCCCAUCUUUCAAUGACUCUUGUAUAGUUUUGAACACAAAAGGAGAGAUCUCGCUAGUAAAAGAGAACAGUAAUGUAGUACUGAGUGCUAUUCCCGAGGUGGAUUGCAAUCAGAAGCAUGCGAUUGCAGCACAACUAUACUCUAAAGAUGAUGAACGAUCAUUAUUUGUAGCAGUUGCGGCGGGGAACAAAAUUCAUUGCUUUAACGGUGAAGGAGAUUUUAUCUCUAUAAAUUCCAAACUUCGUGCCAUCCGAGAUAUUUGCAUCAUUUGCCGGGAGCAAAAUGGUGACUACUUGCUAGCUGUUAGUAGUGACGAGGGAAGGGUAAUAAUAUUACGAUACUGUUCGGUGAAAAAAGGAAUCACGUUCGUUUUCGGCCUUUUAAUUGAUGCUUAUACAGCAACCAGCUUAUGUAACAUCCCGGGAGGUGUGAACAGAAAGUUGGUUUGGGUGUAUAAUGACGCCAAGACGUACAUUUUGAAUGUCGAAAAGCAAAUCUACUAUGAGUGGCCAUUGGGCUUUGGACUCAAGAAAUUGCGCCAUUAUCAAGCAGAUCAAUAUAUGGCAAUCACGCCGGAUGAUCAAAUAAUAACAUUUCAGUUGCUGGGAACGAAUGCGUCUACAUACGAGAAACAGUUGUAUGUGUCUCAAAAGCAUUUGUACCUGCAGCUGGUGCUCAUAGGAAAUCCUCAAUUCGCUUUAAUGGCUGCGGAAGCUACGAAUGCAGGCAGAACACAAAACUUGGUUCUCUUUGACUUGCAAGAGAUGAGACCAUUGUCUACUUUCAAGUUCGAUGUUGCCGGGAUGAUUGGGGAGAUAGUAGCUGUGGAAUCGUCAGAUUAUCAAACGUGCUUAGUGUCUUUUUUAAAGAAAGACAGCUCGGGCAGCAUCUUGUAUCUACUCUCAAUAACGCCAGGCGCGAUUGUGUGCAGUGCGUCACUCAUUGUGGAUGGCAUAAUAAGCGGGAUCGUAGUGCGCGAUGACACCAUAGUUGUCGUGGCGGAAUCUCUGAUUGUGUGUCGAAUGGUGCACUCGGUGGACGCAGGCUGGGACCUGGUCCGUGAACCUAUCUGGUACGAAACACAAGAGGACCUGUCGUGGGCGUGUGCUUGUUUUUUCGAUUCGCGCGGUUUCCUGAAUGUCAUGUCACCCCAGAGCGGAUUGUGCACCUACAACCUGGAUAAAAACGCUAAGCGAAGUGGACCCAUUCAAAUUUCGCGUAGGAAAGACGUGGCCGGCUCUCCACAACCUGCUUUGGAGAUACUAACGCAAAUAGCCGUCGUUUCGGCAGGUCCUUCGCGGAACGGCGUGGGCUCUGCCAAUCUGGCAAGAUACGAUGUGGCGUUGCCUACGGUCUACGCUGCAUGUGCGCUAGGACCGUACGCGUGCAUUUGGGAGGUGGAACCGACAACAAACACUACUGACAGAGCAGAAACCGAACUACCCACUUCUAUGUCGCAUUGGCACUCACACAUCGCAGAAUGUGCGGCAAUAUUGCCGCCAGACCAAGUCGUCACUCGCUUGCGGCCUGUAUGUGCCGAACCAGUGACAUUCUUGGCGACCACGAUUGCAGGUCCGUGCGUGGUCUCACGGCUUGGUCGAGGAUCCUCCCAGGCAUGCGAAACUGGCCAAACCGCCCAGCUUUGGAGCCUGUAG